This is a messenger RNA of Bacidia gigantensis, 1752 nucleotides long. RefSeq lists its product as uncharacterized. Lineage: Eukaryota; Fungi; Ascomycota; Lecanoromycetes; Lecanorales; Ramalinaceae. Gene Ontology annotation, biological process: transmembrane transport. The record is from RefSeq and is a predicted model, not a curated record. Gene Ontology annotation, molecular function: transmembrane transporter activity. The coding region runs from base 1 to 1752 and encodes 583 amino acids. The transcript is spliced from 4 exons.
AUGCCAGAUUUCAGACGCAUGUCGCGGGCAGUGAGCCCUUGUUCCGAUAGGCCUCGUGGUUUCUCCAUAAGUGAUGCUAUUAGCAUGGCUGGUGAAGCCUCAAACAGGCGUCUUUCCGUACCCUUUAAAUACCUCGUGCCGCCUCUUCCUGAAGCACUAUCCGAUGAAGAGUUUGGCAAGAUUGAGAAAGACACGAUUCGUAGCACGAUGAGGAUUGCAGCUGUCUUGACGGCUUUGUUUCUCACGUUGUUCAUCGCCGCACUCAACACCGUCAGCAUUUCAACCGCCAUCCCGAGUAUUUGCGCAGAGUUGAAGUCUGCAUCUGGAUACGCAUGGAUCGGGGCAGCCCAUCUCCUCGCUGACGCCGCAGCAGCUCCGAUAUGGGCGAAAUUAUCUGAUAUUUGGGGCCGAAAGUUGAUACUCUUGACGGCAAUAUCUCUCUACUUCGGCGCGUCGACCGUGUGUGCCACUGCUAAGACAAUGCGCAUUCUCAUUGUCGGCCGUUCUCUUCAAGGUGCAGCAGCAGGCGGGCUGAUACAGAUCGUUCAUAUUGUGAUAUCUGAUCUCUUUGAUCUUAGGCGACGGGCACUUUACGUUGGCCUUCUAGAGAUCAUGUGGGCCAUUGCUGGUGCUAUUGGACCUGUAUUGGGCGGGGCCUUCUCAGAGCUGCUUUCAUGGCGCUUUUUGUUUUGGUUGAAUCUCCCAAUGUGCAGCCUCGCGUUUGGCCUUUUGUUUUUGUGCCUUGACAUCCACAACCCAAAGACCCCAUUUUUGGAAGGCAUGAAAGCGGUGGAUUGGGCUGGCAUAGCGACGCUUCUUGGUUGCGUGAUCAUGAUCCUUCUAGGACUCAAUUUCGGAGGCGAGACGUACGCUUGGGACUCGCCACAAGUACUGGCUCUGAUAGUCGCUGGUUUCACACUCUUGGUGCUGUUUGUGAUCAGUGAGGCCAAGCUGGCAAAACAUCCACUGAUCCCCUUGCACAUCUUUGAGAACAAGUCAAAUGUGGCAACACUCUUUGUCAUGUUCACCCUCCAUUUCGCAUAUUUCUCGACCGAGUACUACCUACCACUUUACUUCCAGUCCGUACGAAAUGCGUCUCCUAUGGCUUCUGGGACCUUGCUGCUCCCCACCACCAUCGUGUCUGCAGUUUUCGGCUUUGCUUCAGGCAUCUCAAUCUAUGCGUGGGCCUGCUAUCGCGAGCUGAUAUGGGCUGGUCUCACAUGUUUGACUCUUGGCUCUGGUCUUUACAUCAAGUUGAACGCCACCGCUUCUCUAGGUCAAAUAAUCGGUUACCAGAUCGUCACGGGCAUAGGUGCAGGCUUACUCUUUCCUGCACCAACCAUUGCGUUGCAAACGCAGGUCUCAGCAGCAGAAACAGCUACAGCGAUUGGCGCGCUAGGCUUUGCAAGGAGUCUUGCAACAUCUUUUGCAGCUGUCAUCGGUGGUACAGUCAUUGCCAACUCUAUGGUAGUGCAGUCAGCGAAGCUAUCAAGCAUCGGUCUACCUAUCGAGUAUUUGCAAAAAGUUGCCGGCCCACACGCUGUCUCGAAUGUGCACGUGAUUGAGGAAAUCAAAGACCCCGUCCUGAGACUAGCUGUCCGACAAGCUUUUGCGUGGAGCCUGAGGAACCUCUGGAUUUUGUGCGUCUGUAUUACUGGCACUGGACUUUGCUACAGCACGUUCAUUAAGAAAGGAGAUCUAGAUCGCAAGCAUGUGGAGACUAAGACUGGGUUAGACAAGCGAGAAAUUUAA